Molecule: messenger RNA, 1303 nt
Organism: Cydia strobilella
Lineage: Eukaryota; Metazoa; Arthropoda; Insecta; Lepidoptera; Tortricidae
Exons: 1
Coding region: 168-1136 (322 amino acids)
Biological process (GO): retrotransposition
Cellular component (GO): ribonucleoprotein complex
Molecular function (GO): single-stranded RNA binding
Source: RefSeq, a predicted model, not a curated record
ACGCUUCAUUACAAUGCACGGGCUGCGGCAAAUACUACUGCUUGAAAUGCUUAGACAUAUCACCAUUGCAAUCAGAGGAAUAUAUAACCAAAGUUGUUAAAUCAUGGCUUUGCUCAUUCUGCACUUCAGUGACUAAUCGACGACGAAGAAACGAUGGCACGCCAGUUAUGGGUGUAAACACCGUGCUGUUGACGGGCCGGGGCCCCGUGACCGGGGCCGGGGCCGGGGCCGAGGUCACACUAGAUGACUCCGUUAUGUCUUGGGACGCCACAUUAGACGAUUCAAAGUUAACUAACAACGCACACGGCACGAGUGUGUUGCAGAGUGAGUCGCUGACCACUCCUCCUAACAGGCUCCAGUCAUUGCAUAAUACUCCCUCUCAGUCUGAUCAGCACGCCGAGUUAUUAAAUAGUAUUCUGCUUAAAGUAUCGGCGCUGCAAACACAGUUUUCGGCCAUCCAAGCAAUCCAAGCAGACAUGAACCAGGUUAAAUCUGAUGUGGCGGAUUUGAAAAACGGCCUUGAAUCAAGACUGCAGGAAAUGUCAAGUCGGAUUGAGAGUAUUGAGUCUAGAGUCACUGGACUAGAGAAUUGUAAAGCGGAAGUAGAUGAGUUAAAAACCAGCGUAAAAAAUAUAGUUGCAGAAAUGCGUAGUAAUGAACAGUGGGUAAGGAGGUCCAACAUCCAGAUUAACGGAGUGCCUGAAGCCAGAGGCGAAAAUCUAUACUCAAUUUUGAACUCGCUGGCAGGGUUAAGUGGUUACCCUCUUAACGUUGCGACGGACGUCGACUUUGUGACCCGCGUUGCUGUGAAAAACGACACGGACAGUAGGAAACCAAAGCCGAUCAUUGUCAAACUACAGGCACGCUACAAAAAAGAUGAUUUUAUCUCUUCUUUGCGGAAGCUAAAGAAUUUAAAAGCUAAAGAUGUGGGAUUUACCGACAACGACUCUCGCAUAUACGUUAAUGACCACCUGUCCGGAUUCAACAAGUUCUUGCUUAAACAGGCUCAACUCAGAAAAACUCAAAAGCAGUACAAGUAUUGUUGGGUCCGGAAUUGUACGGUGAUGGUGCGGAAGACGGAUAAUUCACCGAUUCUGUACAUUACGACUGAGGAAGCGUUAAACAAAAUAACAUAAGCGUGACCCUGCCCAUGUUGUCGUUUUUGUUUAUAGGAUAUGUUCUCGGAUUAAUAUUAAUUUUUUUAUCCAUAUUGGUUGAACUAUAUUUGUAUUUCAGAAACAAAACUAUUACUUACUGUUGUUUUGUAUUUAUCAUAGUGGUGCUUUGUUUACGAGUUACGUUU